Python bivittatus (Burmese python) is the source of this 414-nucleotide messenger RNA. The record is from RefSeq and is a predicted model, not a curated record. NCBI's taxonomy places the organism in Eukaryota, Metazoa, Chordata, Lepidosauria, Squamata, Pythonidae.
AUGGAGAUCAGUGGUGGGCGGUUUGAUUCCCUGUUAAGAAGGGGGAAGAAUGGGCGGGGCUCCCCGCGCGCGCUGGCUGACCCGGAUGUGCAACUGCUAGGCAACGGCGGAAGUGUCGAAAAAGAGAAAGGAGGAGGUGGCGGCGGCGGAGGAGGAGGGCUGCGGCCUGGCUCAGAACUCGGAGAGGCCGGACGGAGGGACCCGGAGUCACUGCCGUCGUCGUCGCCGCCGCCGUUUCCGCUGCUGGUGAGGAGGGCUCGGCCCCGCAGAGGCAUCAUGAGUGAACAGCAGCUGGACUGUGCCUUGGAUUUGAUGAGGCGUCUUCCUCCGCAGCAGAUAGAGAAAAACCUCAGUGACCUGAUUGAUUUGGUAAGUAUGUGGGCCUGGAGUGCAGCUUAGGCUGGACCUAAAUAC